Molecule: messenger RNA, 1220 nt
Organism: Nelumbo nucifera (sacred lotus)
Lineage: Eukaryota; Viridiplantae; Streptophyta; Magnoliopsida; Proteales; Nelumbonaceae
Product: ubiquitin-conjugating enzyme E2 11-like
Source: RefSeq, a predicted model, not a curated record
GUGAUUUUUUCCUGUAAGUUUCCUGCUUCAAAUCCAAAGUCUCCCAUCUUUAUCUUGCAAGGUCUUGAUUCUGAUCAACAAGACAACAUUUUAUUCAUAUUCACAUCUGCUUGGUGCAUUCUUUCUACGUAGAAAUCUAGCCAACAGCUGCCCAUUCAUUCAUUCAACAGAGAAGAAGAAAAAGAGAAGCAAAGCAAGAGAGAGAGAGAGUUUAAUUGGGUAAGGAUAGGUGAGAGUGUGUGUGGGUGUGUUUAAUAAGAGAAGAGAAGAGUCAGAGCUUGAAUGUCCGAGAUCAUAUUUUUCUUGAGCUUCCUGAGGUGGUGCCUGAGCUUGUAGGCUGUAGCCGGGUCAGGAGCUUCUGGAAUGCCACUGGCUAGACCAUUUACUGCUAACAAUGUGUUAAGGAAAAUGGAUCUUUUCUCUCAUCCCCUGAAUCCCGAGGAGUGCGCAAAGAUGAGACUGCUAAAGGAACUGCAAAGCAUGAAGACAGAACCGCUGGAUCAUUGCAGUUGUGGGCCUGUGGAAGAUGACAUCUUUGAGUGGCAGGGAAUGAUACAAGGGCCAAUGUAUACCCCAUUUGAGGGAGGCCUCUUUUUUCUGUCUAUCAGCAUCCCUGAGAAUUAUCCCUAUAGCCCUCCUCAGAUCAAAUUUAAAACUAAGGUUUUCCAUCCAAAUAUUGAUGAACAUGGCACCAUCCAUGUUGACAUACUCUGGGAUCAGUGGACUCCUGCCUUUACUAUUCAAGGGCUGCUAUUUUCAAUAUGGUCACUUCUUCUUGAACCAGUUGAAGUUGAUGAAUUUGACGACCAUCCAAUUGCUCUUCUUUACAGAGAUGAUAGGGCAACAUAUGAAAAGAAAGCAAAGGAAUGGACACGGGAGUAUGCAAUGAGCUACUAAAUUACUUCCCCUGUUCCAACAUUUCUUAGUAGGAACUUUCAUUACUUCCCCUGCUCCAACAUUUCGUAGUAGGAACUUUCACCUGCAGAUACUACAUUCAAAUGCCAUGUAGAGAUUGCAAGAUACAGGCGUGCAGGACUCUCUUUCCAAUCACAGACAAAUACAUAUGAUAUGCAUACAUGUGUACAAUGAAAAGACCAAAAUAGAAAAAUGAUGAGUUUUCUAGAGUGAUGGUUUUGUUUUAGAUUCUACUUCUUGGGCUUGUAUUUAUUAUUGAGUUACAUUUUCAGUGAAUUUAAUUACAUUCUCCAUGAAUUCAUUUU